AGGAAGAAACCACUCCACAUCUCUAAGGUUUAAACUUGUUAGACAUGGAACCCAAGUUGACAGUGAAUUGUGACCAAAAUGAGUUGCUCAAAACCAGAACUGGUACUCAUUUGCCAGAGAGCCCGAGAGUACCAAUGGAGUUUCUGUCAAGAUCAUGGAGUGCCUCUGCUCUUGAGGUCUCCAAAGCCCUUGCACCUCCACCACCUUCUUCUUCUUACAUACCUUCCAAGCCUCCUAUUAUACCCUCUUCUAUCACCAACUCCAUUUCCCAAGAAACUUGUUCUGCUAAGUCAGAGGAGUUCUCAGCAACCAUGUCCGCCACCCAGUUCUCUUUUGCUUCCUCCGCCACUUCACAGCUCCUCCUUGACCGCAUUAUGUCACAGUCAACUAGAGAGGAAGUGUCUCCAUUAACGUCAGGGAGACUGUCUCACAGCAGUGAACCUCUGAACGGUGGUGCUUCUUUAACUGGAACGGACAGUCCGCCAAUCUCUCCUUCUGACGAGUUUGACGAUGUUGUCAAGUUUUUUCGGGCAAACAACUCCAUUCAUCCCUUAUUCAAUGGUGGACGAGCCAUGAGUGGUGCUACAGGCAAUGCCACUCCUAGCUCCGGACCUAAAACAGUAGGAAGAUGGUUGAAAGACAGAAGAGAAAAGAAGAAAGAAGAAAACAGAACCCAUAAUGCUCAACUUCAUGCUGCAGUUUCUGUUGCUGCCGUAGCAGCUGCUGUUGCAGCUGUCACUGCCGCAACAGCAGCCACAUCUGCAGCUACCAAGGAUGAGAAGAUGGCCAUGUCCGUUGCUUCUGCGGCCACUUUAGUUGCUGCUCAGUGUGUAGAGGCCGCUGAAGCAAUGGGAGCUGAGAGAGAUCACCUUGCUUCUGUGGUUAGCUCUGCCGUCAAUGUCCGCUCUCAUGAUGAUAUUUCAACACUUACAGCUGCAGCUGCCACAGCUCUACGUGGGGCAGCAACCUUGAAAGCAAGAGCAUUGAAGGAGGUGUGGAAUAUUAACGCAGUGACUCCAUUAGAGAGAGGAACAGGUAUUGGAAGAUGUGGUAAAAGCAAAAACAGUAAUUCUAGCACCAGUGACAGUGGGGAGAUUAUGAAUGGUGACAAUGUUUUGGGUGCAUGCAACCAAGAGCUCCUUGCUAGGGGCACUGCAUUACUCAAACGGACGCGCAAAGGUGAUCUUCACUGGAAAAUAGUUUCAGUUUAUAUACAUCGAACAGGCGAGGUAAUGUUGAAAAUGAAGAGCAGACACGUUGCAGGAACUAUCACCAAAAAGAAAAAGAAUGUUGUUUUGGAUGUGUGCACAAAUUUAGCUGCAUGGCCAGGAAGGCAUCUGGUUGAUGAGGGUGAAGAAAGAAGGUACUUUGGAUUGAAGACAGAAGCAAGGGGAGUUGUGGAGUUUGAAUGCAGAAAUCAAAGAGAAUAUGAUAUUUGGACUCAAGGGGUUUCUAGACUUCUUUCCAUAGUUGCACGCAGACAAAACCUAAAUGGGGUUUGAGCUGAACACAUUGGCAACAGACUCUGUUUCUACUGAUUCAUUGUUCAAUCCAUAUGUAUCUAUUUAGCAGUAUCUUACUUCUUUAACAGGAACUAAUGGAUUUUGU
Vigna umbellata (rice bean) is the source of this 1608-nucleotide messenger RNA. RefSeq names its product VAN3-binding protein-like. Gene Ontology annotation, biological process: auxin-activated signaling pathway; leaf vascular tissue pattern formation; phloem or xylem histogenesis. NCBI's taxonomy places the organism in Eukaryota, Viridiplantae, Streptophyta, Magnoliopsida, Fabales, Fabaceae. The record is from RefSeq and is a predicted model, not a curated record.